Molecule: messenger RNA, 1197 nt
Organism: Neoarthrinium moseri
Lineage: Eukaryota; Fungi; Ascomycota; Sordariomycetes; Amphisphaeriales; Apiosporaceae
Exons: 2
Coding region: 1-1197 (398 amino acids)
Biological process (GO): transmembrane transport
Cellular component (GO): fungal-type vacuole membrane
Molecular function (GO): transmembrane transporter activity
Source: RefSeq, a predicted model, not a curated record
AUGUCCGGUGAGCUAGGGGAAAAGGAUGAGUGCCCAUCAUCAAAUAGAGAAGGCAACGAGACUGGAGCCCACUUUCCGGCAGUGCCUCCACCAGACAGAGGGGUCAAAGCCUGGACUUUCCUGACCGGUUGCUUCGUGAUCGAGGCCAUUGGAUGGGGGUUCAACAUAGCCUUUGGUGUUUUCCAGGAGCAUUAUAGUCGUCUGCCGCAGUUCCGAGAUGACCCCAACAUCCCCGUCAUCGGGACCGUUGCUACCAGCAUGGUCUUUCUCGGCACGCCGUUUGCCGCGCCCCUCGUAAGGAAAUUCCACAACUGGCGGCAGGCCGCCGUUGUCGCCGGGUCGGUGCUGUGCAUCGUGUCCCUGGUCUGGGCCUCGUUCGCCAACUCGGUCGCCGAGCUCAUCGCCAGCCAGGGGGCCUUGUACGGCACGGGGAUCCUGGUCGUGUAUGCGCCGCUCGUGAGUAUGCUGAACGAGUGGUUCGUGGAGCGGCGCCGUUUCGCGUACGGGAUCGUGUUCGCGGGCGGCGGCGUGAGCGGCGUCGGCCUGCCCUUCCUCAUGGAGUGGCUUUUGGCGGCGUACGGAUACCGCACCGCUCUCCGGGUAGCGGCUGUCGCCCAAGCGGUCCUACUGGCCCCCUUUCUGCCGCUGAUCAAGGGAAGGCUCCCAGCGGGUCGCCAGGAGAAGGUGCCGGCGGAUUGGAGAUUUUUGCGGAACCCGCAGUUCUGGAUACUCGCGCUGUCCAACCUGCUCCAGGGCUUUGUCAUCUAUAUCCCGUCCAUCUACCUCCCAAGCUACGCAACACUGGCCGGUCUAUCGCCUCGUAUUGGAGCACUACUGUUAGCCGCACUCAAUAUUGCCUCUACGCUGGGCCAAGUGGUGUUCGGCCACCUCUCUGACCGAUUCAAUAACGUCUACAUCCUGGUCUUUAUUACGACAUUUGUCUCGGCGGUUGCUUCCUUCUGCAUCUGGGGGUUCGCUCAAUCCCUGGCUCUACUGCUAGUAUUUGCCAUCAUUUUCGGCUUCUUCGGUGGGGCAUAUGUCGUGUUCUGGCCCAAGUUUGCGCUGUUGUCGGAAGACCAUCUCCUCUUGUACGGCCUCAUGGCCUUUGGCAAGGGCAUCGGGAAUAUCGCCACGGGGCCCGUCACCGCCAGGAUGUUGACUCUGCCCACGUCACCGGGCUAUGGGCUGGGCACGUAA